Molecule: messenger RNA, 1368 nt
Organism: Melampsora larici-populina 98AG31
Lineage: Eukaryota; Fungi; Basidiomycota; Pucciniomycetes; Pucciniales; Melampsoraceae
Exons: 4
Coding region: 1-1368 (455 amino acids)
Source: RefSeq, a predicted model, not a curated record
AUGGAAAGGCUAGAGCACGAGUAUUACUGGGGAGAUCAUCAACGAGCAGACAAGAUGCUCAGAGCGUUCAACGCAGUGUACGGCGGCGCAAACCCUACGCAACAAGAACGGGACAACAUAACCAAUAAUGCCGUCAACAUUGUCGGUGGGAAACGUGCUAGAUCUCCGGACGGACAAGAAAACAUACAAGAUGUAGUCCAACGUCCAAGAACCGAGUCGCUAAUCCCAGGCGGAGAAAGCGAGAGCGACGGGGAGCAAGCCCCAGCCCAGGAGAAGAAGAAAGAUCCGGAAGCCAAAAAGGUUGUGACGAAGAGGAAGAAAGCUAUCGAGCAGAUGGACCUCUCUAGCGACAAAGACUCAGGGAGUAGUGGCGACGAUGAUAAUGAAACGGAAGAAGGUAUUACCUAUAUGAUAGGAAAACCGAUAGAGGGAUCGAUACUGCUGCCUUUAACCCCGUAUUUCGAAAACAGGAUGAAAAAUCUGAAAGCUUACGUUCAGUUAACGGUUUUCGACCCUGCAUGGAUCGAAAGCGAUCACCGUCAAGUAGGAAAGAAGAAAACAAAAUCCCUGAAAGAAUUACAAGAGGAUGACUCAACGGCUACUUACUCAGGACUAACACCCCCAGAAGAGUUACUAAUGACUUACGGGGCGUGGACGGACGCAAUUGAUUUAUUCAUAAAGUAUGUCGAGACCGAAUACAAUAGACCAGCCGCCGCGAAAAUGUUCAGACGCCACAGAGAUAACGUGCGGAAGAUAAGGAGUUCAACGAAGUGCUGGAUGGUGGCUUUAAGAUACUGCAUGAAAGUAAGGCUGGUCGUCAUGGUGGUAAAGAAGAAGGACGGAAAGAGGGUCAUGAUCGACGCAGGACAUCUUCACGAAGAAAUUUUACGCGAGGCAAAAGACGAUGCGGACAAUAACGGGGAGAGGAAGUUCCUCGAGAACCCGUACGUCGCAGGCGGUGGAAAAGAAUCGAUUGACCCAGUUACGGGUUUGACAAAGUCAAGUGCGAAACGCAACUUCGCAUCCAACAACGGAGGUUCGACAAGCCAUGCUAACAAAGAGACCGGCUUACCCACAAACGUUGUUAUGUAUACAGGGAGUUCGUCGGCAAACUUGAGCGAACCCUGGGGCAAACCAGCCGGCGCGGGUUACCAAGGUAGAAAUUUCAUCGAGAACUUCAGCUCUUUCAAAAAGGCAAACGGUACCUGGAACCCGGGGAAGAAGACCGACGCAAACCAGGUUUUUGGGGCUGACGGAAACGGAAAAGGGAAAGUCCAGUACAAGGGAAGAGGUGGCGGUAACGCAGGUACCGGGAACAGUAGCACUGGUAACCACACUGAAGCUGAAAAGCACUGUGAUCCCACAUGA